Papilio machaon (common yellow swallowtail) is the source of this 3403-nucleotide messenger RNA. It is a transcript of the gene Glg1, whose product is annotated as Golgi apparatus protein 1. Bases 88 to 3375 code for a protein of 1095 amino acids. The record is from RefSeq and is a predicted model, not a curated record. Lineage: Eukaryota; Metazoa; Arthropoda; Insecta; Lepidoptera; Papilionidae. Gene Ontology annotation, molecular function: fibroblast growth factor binding. Gene Ontology annotation, cellular component: Golgi membrane. The transcript is spliced from 7 exons.
CGAUUUAAAAAUAGUAAUUAUUUAAGUAACAGUGAAUCUAUCAGUAUGUUUUAGUUUAUUAAGUGUUAAGUUAGCCGGUACAACAAAAUGUUUCAUUUAGUGUUAAUACAAGCUAUAUCUCUUCUAUCUUUAUCAAUAAACAAUGUAUCAGGAGUACAAGCGAUUGGUGGUUUAAUUCGGUCCCAAAAAGGAAUAUAUUCUGUAGAUUUGGGUGGAUGUGGUAAUAUUCAAAAAGAAUGUUCAAGUUUGCGUGACGACCUUAAUAUUUUGUCUUGUGCACUAAAUGCAACACGUAACAAUAAAACACAGGCUAGCUUACUUUGUCAACACAAAGUAUGGAUGCACCAGGCUGAAUUACUUGAUAAUGCCUACAUAGAUUACAAAAUCAAAGAACCAUGCCAAGAUGAAGCUGCUAUAAUAGAUUGCUUGAAUCCUUCCGAUUUAAGUAUAGAUUGCAUUUUAAAAAGGAAGCCCAGUGUGAAAGAUAAAACAUGUUUGAAUCUCAUUGACAAAAUAGAGUUAUUAAUUUUUAAUGACUGGUUAAUAACAGGCAACUUUUUAAGACACUGCUUUGAUGACAUUAACACAUACAGUUGUGGCAGAAUUCCUACAGACUUAAGGAGUAUGUCACAAUCUCAGACAUUAAAUUGUCUACAAGGAUUAGUUGAAAAUCUCCGUCCUGAGUGCCAAUCUGAAAUUAUAGUACUGAAUGAACUGAAAUAUAACACUAUACAAUUGGAUAAAAUUGUUUUUGCUGCUUGUAAUGUAGAUGGGAAAAACUUUUGUGCUGAUGAAGUGCCUGGUUCCAGAUUAAUGUAUAAAUGUCUUGUUAGACAUAAAUAUGAAAAAGGUAUGACAAAAACAUGUCAAGAUCAACUAUUUUAUGUCCAACGAAAUGUGGUUAACAAUUACAAAAAUAGUAAAGGAUUAGUUAAGUCUUGUAAAGAUGACAUCAGAAAAUAUCGCUGUAGGAAAGGUGUGGUGGAAGACAAAGAAGUGAGACUUGCACAAAUAUUGUUAUGUUUGGAAAAUAUAUCUCGAAAUGACAGCACAAAAUUGACACCUGAGUGCAUUGCAGAAAUGACAGAUCAUAGAAAGAUGUUAAUGGAAGAUUACAGGCUAUCUACUGAAUUGAUGCAAAACUGUGCAAAUGAUAUAACAAGCUUGUGCAGAGGCAUUGCAGCUGAAGGCAAAAUAAUACACUGUUUAAUGGAGCAUGCUAGACCUAAGAAGAAAAAGGAAAAAAGAAUAAGUGUGACUUGUCAAAGGUCAUUAGAAGCUUUGGUUCAAGAAGCAGAUCCUGGAGAAGAUUGGAGAGUAGAUCCUAUUUUACGUAAAGCAUGUAAACCUGUAGUUGAUAAAGCUUGCAGGGAAAUUAAUGGUGGUAAUGGUAGGGUUAUGUCAUGUUUGAUGGAAAAGCUUGGAACUGAAUCGAUGACACCUGACUGUGAAACUGCAUUGCUGCAAAUUCAAUAUUUUAUAUCAAGAGAUUUCAAACUUGAUCCCCAAUUAUAUAAAGCAUGUAUAUAUGAUGCUGUGACUCAAUGCAAAGCUAAACUACAAUGGGCUGAUGCUAGUGAACAUCAAUCAGCAAAAGAUCCUUUAAUUCUCCCAUGUUUAUAUAAUUAUGCAUAUAAUUCUGCACUAAGAGGUAUAUUAAAACCUGCAUGUGAACAGCAAGUCCGGAGAGUAAUGAGGCAGAGGGCUGUUAGUGUAGAUUUGUUACCUGAAAUUGAAGACCUUUGUAUUGAUGAUUUGACUAAUUUGUGUUUUGAGAAUACAGGUAAAGGUGAAGAAAUAAUGUGUUUACAAAAUAAAAUUAAAGAUUUGUCACCUAAAUGCCGAGAAGUAGUAACAAAUUUCACUGAAACACAAAGUGGACACAUUGAACUCAAUGCUAUUGUUAGCACCAACUGUCGAAUACCUAUAGAAAAACUGUGUUCAUCAGAACUAAACAGUAAAAAAGAUGAUGAUGAUGUACUGGAUUGUUUGAUUGCUCACAAAAAUGAUGCACAAGUAAAGGCAAAUGUAAAAUGCAGAGCAGCAAUAGAACAUGAACAGUUAAUUGCAUUAAAAAAUUACAGAUUUACAAGGAAAUUCAAAAAUGCUUGCAAAUCUUAUGUUGUAAGAUUCUGUCCUAAAGCACAAACGAAAAGCCAGGUUGUUACAUGUUUAAGUGAAAUUGUAAGAAAUGAUACAAUUACUCGAAGAAAACACACAAUAUUUAAAGAUUGUCGUCAACAGUUAAGAAGCCAAUUAUUUCAACAAAAGGAAAACAUAGAUUUAGAUCCGGAUCUCAAAGAGGCGUGUUCUAGAGAUUUACAAAUGUAUUGUCCUGCAGUACCUCACGGAGAGUCGGCAGCUUUAGAAUGUCUUCAAACUGCUAAAGGAAAGUUAAGUGAAGGAUGCAGAAAAGCUAUUUUUGUUGUUCGAAAACAAGAGUUUACAGACAAUGCUAUAGACUAUCACUUGAUAACCAGCUGUAAUGAUAUGAUAGACCUAUACUGUCACAAUACAGAAGCUUCUAAUAUUUUAGAUUGCCUAAAAGUUCAUCGUCAAAAACCAGAUUUUGAUGAAAAUUGUAAGAUUGUUAUUGUUAAUAGAAUGAUUGAGCAAAACAUGGAUUAUCGUUUCAACAAUAAUUUGCAAAAUGCAUGCAAAAUGGAUAUUAAAAAAUUUUGUUUCAAGAUUAUAGCAACUGAACCACAAGAUAUUGAAUUACAAGGCAAAGUAUUGUACUGUCUAAAAGAAAAGUUCAGAGAAUCUAAGUUAUCUUCUACAUGUGAAAAUGAACUUGCAAAUAUAUUAAAAGAGCAGGCUUUAAAUUACCGUCUGGAUCCGUUACUGGGAAAAUUGUGUAAAGCAGAAAUACAAACCAUUUGUUCAACAUCAAAAGAUUCUGAUACAAAUGCUGAUGGUCAGGUAGAAGAAUGUUUAAAGAAUGCCUUGUUAAGUCAUAAAAUAGUAUCAGCUGAAUGUGCUCAGGAAGUUGCACAAAUAAUAGAGGAAACUGAAGUCGAUAUUGACGCUGAUCCUUUACUAGAGAGAGCAUGUGCAUUGGAUUUAUUGAAGUAUUGUAAAGAAUUAGAACAUGGUGCUGGACGACGACUCAAAUGUUUAAAAAUAAUAUUGAAUGAUAGUAACAGAAAAUUGGAAGCUGAAUGUGAAAAACAACUAUCAAGCCGUUUGGAAAUGUACAGAUAUGUUGCAGCAAAUCAUGCAGAAAAUUUAGGAGACAUAUACAAUGAACUCUCAUCAUCACCGUCAAAGAAAUACUUUCUAGUUGUGGGUAUUUCAGUUGUUGGACUAAUUUUCAUAUUUGGUUUAUAUUGUGGUCGUAUGACAAAGCAUGCAAUGUAUGUUAAAAGAAAAUAAUCCAAUUGUGAAUCAUGUAUUAUUACAA